CAAAACUCUGCCGGCCGUCCCCAGUCACUUCCAUUUUCUCUCUUCUGUCCUCUCACAUCCGAUCCCCUCCGCCGCCAGCGCCAUCCGCCAGGGUCGAAGCUGGUGAGUAGCGCCAGCGCCAGUGUAGAAGAUGGCGGACGUGCAGUGAGCACCAAGCAACGACAGAUUGCAAUUUCCUGCCGCCGGCCCUUCCUCACGACCGCCGUCAAUUCCCUCGUCCUUCUGCACUGCCGCCGGUCAAAGUUACUCUCCGCCUCCGGUACCCACUAUCUAACAGGGCAAACAUCAGGCCCAAUAGAUCCUGCACUGCCGCCUCCUGAGGUUAUCAAGAUUUACCUUCCUAUUUGAAAAUGGAGUAUAGUUCAGAUGAUGAUUCGGAAAUUAGUGAUUCCGAGAUUGAUGAGUGUGAAGACAAAAUUUAUGCACGCCUGAUUUCAGGAGAUUUAAAAAUUAACAACGGGGCGAGUUAUAGUUGCCCAUUCUGUACUGGCAAGAAGAAGAAAGAUUACAAUAUACAUAAUCUUCUGCAGCAUGCGUCUGGAGUAGGUGCAGCACCUAAUCGACCGGCAAAAGAAAAGGCAACCCACCGUGCCCUUGCCAAACAUUUGAAGAAUGGCCUUGCUAAACCUCCUGAGCCACAGCCACAACUAAUUGUGGAUCAGCCCCUUCCAAACAGAAACGAGAAGUUUGUGUGGCCCUGGAUGGGUGUUCUAGCUAAUGUUCCUACUGAAUGGAAGGAUGGGCGCCAAGUUGGAGAAAGUGGAAAUCGUCUGAAGGAGCAACUAUCACGAUUUUGCCCAUUGAAGGUUAUUCCUUUAUGGAAUUUUAGAGGUCAUACAGGCAAUGCUAUUGUUGAGUUUGCAAAAGACUGGAAUGGAUUCAGAAAUGCACUUGCAUUUGAGAAUUACUUUGAGGCAGAAGGUUAUGGCAGAAGGGACUGGAAGCACAAACAGAAUCAACGGUCAAAGCUUUUUGGAUGGGUUGCAAGGGCUGAAGAUCACAAUUUUCCAGGCAUAAUUGGUGACCACUUACGAAAAAAUGGUGACUUGAAAACUAUUGACGAUCUUGAGGAUGAAAGAACACGUAAAAAUGACAAACUUGAAGCUAAUUUAGCUAACCAAAUUGAGGUCAAGAAUAAGCAUUUACAGGAGCUUGAGUGUAGAUACAAUGAGACGACUGCAUCACUUGAGAAGAUGAUGGGGCAAAGGCAACAACUUCUCCAGACAUAUAAUGAAGAAAUUCGCAAGAUGCAACAGCUAGCUUGCAGACAUUCUCAAAAGAUCAUCGACGAGAACCAAAAUCUGCGCUCAGAGCUGGAAUCGAAGAUGAGUGAACUUAACGCUAGAUCCAAGCAGCUUGAUGAGCUUGCUGCAAAAAGUGGUUAUGACAGAAAGAACCUUGAGCAGGAGAAGCAGAAGAAUGCUAUUAAAUCAAGCCAUCUUAAGUCGGCAACAGUGGAGCAACAGAGAGCUGACGAGAACGUGUUAAAGCUUGUAGGUGAACACAAGAGGGCGAAAGAAACUGCUUUAAACAAGAUUCUGAUGUUAGAACAGCAGCUGGAAGCAAAACAGACACUUGAACUAAAAAUACAGCAGUUGAAGGGAAAAUUGGAAGUGAUGAAGUAUAUGCCAGGUCAUGAAGACUCGGAGUCAAAGAGUAAAAUCAAUGAACUGAGCGAGGAGCUGCAAGAUAAGAUUGAUGAACUGGAUGGAAUGGAGUCACUUAACCAAACUCUGGUUAUUAAAGAAAGCAACAGCAGUAUUGAACUGCAAGAAGCUCGGAAAGAGCUUGAAAAUGGCUUGCUUGAUCUUUCAGGUGGCCAAGCACAUAUUGGAAUCAAGAGGAUGGGCGAGCUUGAUCUGAAAGCAUUUUCAAAUGCUUGCAGACAGAAGUCAUCAAAAGAAGAUGCGGAAGUUACUGCUGCCAUUCUCUGUUCGAAGUGGGAAGCUGAAAUUAAAAAUCCAGACUGGCACCCUUUUAAGGUUGUCAUGGUUGAUGGGAAGGCGAUGGAAAUAAUCGAUGCUGGUGACGCAAAGCUUCAAGAAUUAAAAGAAGAGCAUGGUGAUGAAAUAUACGCUUUGGUCACGAAGGCACUGUGUGAACUUAAUAAGUACAACGCUAGCACCAGGUAUCCCGUUGGGGAGCUGUGGAACUUUAGAGAAGAACGGAAGGCGUCCCUGAAGGAAGCUGUCCAGUUUGUGCUGAGGCAGUGGCGAAUGAAUAGGAAGAAGCGUUGAGCUUAAUUGCUCUAUUGACGUUGAAUAAUCAUGUUGCAGUAUCAGCAUCAGUGAACAACUAUCUGUGUAACAAGUUGAAUAAUCGUGUUGCAGUAUCAGCCUUAGUGAACUCUAUCCAGCUGUGUCACAAGUCGAAUUAUCCUGUUGCAGUACCAGCAUCAGUGAACACAUUAAUCUUUAUCCAUCAGUUUAAAUUGCUCUGUUCUUAAA
Messenger RNA from Brachypodium distachyon (stiff brome), 2447 nucleotides. Its product is annotated as factor of DNA methylation 1. Lineage: Eukaryota; Viridiplantae; Streptophyta; Magnoliopsida; Poales; Poaceae. The transcript has 7 exons. Gene Ontology annotation, biological process: gene silencing by siRNA-directed DNA methylation. The record is from RefSeq and is a predicted model, not a curated record. Bases 351 to 2237 code for a protein of 628 amino acids.